This is a messenger RNA of Pipistrellus kuhlii (Kuhl's pipistrelle), 2083 nucleotides long. RefSeq names its product potassium inwardly rectifying channel subfamily J member 4 (gene KCNJ4). The record is from RefSeq and is a predicted model, not a curated record. Lineage: Eukaryota; Metazoa; Chordata; Mammalia; Chiroptera; Vespertilionidae. Gene Ontology annotation, cellular component: plasma membrane. The transcript has 2 exons. Gene Ontology annotation, biological process: regulation of monoatomic ion transmembrane transport; potassium ion import across plasma membrane. Gene Ontology annotation, molecular function: inward rectifier potassium channel activity. Bases 312 to 1616 code for a protein of 434 amino acids.
GGCCCCCGGAGCCCCGCGCUGAGCCGGCCUGGGCCCCGCGAUGCUGACGCCCCGGCGGCGCGGAGGGCGCGCAGGGCAGCGCUGAAAGUUGGCGGCGGCAGCGAGCGCAGGACGCAGGAGACUCAGGGACCGAACCCCCGACGCCUGGGAGGGGCCGGGCCGGCCGCCAGGUUCAGGGAGAGGGCGCCGGGACCCCCUCUCCCCGCCGGGACGCCGCCGUGGGAUGUAGAGCCGGCCGCAGCCGCGGACCCCCUCGGACCCUGCCCCGCGGCCCCGUGUCUCCCCGCUGACCCGCCCGCCCGCCUCGGGACAUGCUGGGGCACAGCCGCAACGGGCAGGCCCACGUGCCCCGGCGGAAGCGCCGCAACCGCUUCGUCAAGAAGAACGGCCAGUGCAACAUCGAGUUCGCCAACAUGGACGAGAAGUCCCAGCGCUACCUGGCCGACAUGUUCACCACCUGCGUGGACAUCCGCUGGCGCUACAUGCUCAUGAUCUUCUCGGCGGCCUUCCUGGUGUCCUGGCUCUUCUUCGGCCUCCUGUUCUGGUGCAUCGCCUUCCUGCACGGGGACCUGGAGGCGGGCCCGUCUGCGGGGGCCCCGGCGGCCCCCAAGCCCUGCAUCAUGCACGUCCACGGCUUCCUGGGCGCCUUCCUGUUCUCGGUGGAGACGCAGACCACCAUCGGCUACGGGCUGCGCUGCGUGACGGAGGAGUGCCCCGUGGCCGUCUUCACGGUGGUGGCGCAGUCCAUCGUGGGCUGCAUCAUCGACUCCUUCAUGAUCGGCGCCAUCAUGGCCAAGAUGGCCCGGCCCAAGAAGCGGGCGCAGACGCUGCUGUUCAGCCACCACGCGGUGGUGGCGCUGCGGGACGGCCGGCUCUGCCUCAUGUGGCGCGUGGGCAACCUGCGCAAGAGCCACAUCGUGGAGGCCCACGUGCGGGCCCAGCUCAUCAAGCCCCGGGUCACGCAGGAGGGCGAGUACCUGCCGCUGGACCAGCUGGACAUGGACGUGGGCUUCGACAAGGGCCUGGACCGCAUCUUCCUGGUGUCGCCCAUCACCAUCUUGCACGAGAUCGACGAGACCAGCCCGCUGUUCGGCAUUAGCCGGCAGGACCUGGAGGCGGAUGACUUCGAGAUCGUGGUCAUCCUGGAGGGCAUGGUGGAGGCCACGGCCAUGACCACGCAGGCCCGCAGCUCCUACCUGGCCAGCGAGAUCCUCUGGGGCCACCGCUUCGAGCCUGUCCUCUUUGAGGAGAAGAACCAGUACAAGAUCGACUACUCGCGCUUCCACAAGACCUACGAGGUGCCCGGCACGCCCUGCUGCUCCGCCCGGGAGCUGCAGGAGAGCAAGAUCACCGUGCUGCCCGCCCCGCCGCCGCCGCCCAGCGCCUUCUGCUACGAGAACGAGCUGGCGCUGCUGAGCCCCGAGGAGGAGGAGCUGGAGGAGGAGGCGGCGGCCGCGGCGGCCGCGGUGGCGGCCGGGCUGGGCCUGGAGGCCGGCUCCAAGGAGGAGGCGGGCAUCAUCCGGAUGCUGGAGUUCGGCAGCCACCUGGACCUGGAGCGCAUGCAGGCCACCCUGCCGCUGGACAGCAUGGCCUACCGCCGGGAGUCGGCCAUCUGACCCGGGGCCCGCCCGCCCGCCCACCCGCCUCCCGGAGCCUCUGCGGGGGGUGCGGUGCCGGGACACCCCUCCGCUCUCAGGCCGGCGCCGGCCGGGCUCCCGGGACCCUCUGGAGGGAGGCGGGCUUCAGAGCUGGGGCCCCCUUCCCGCUGACUCAGGUGCCCACACCGGGAAGGGCACCGGGCGCCCUCUGCCCAGCGCCUGCCCGCUGGCGGUUCCGGGACCCGGACUCACCGUCCUUCCCCCACCAAUCCUCAAGGACGAGCCCUUUGCUCUCAGGACCUGGGGGCGCACUGGGCUGCAGAGGGCGGCGUCAGAGGGCCGGGUGCGGGGAGUGGGGGGAGGGCAGGUGGGCGCGUGUCUUUGCAUGACUGUGACCUGUUGCUCAUGACGUUCUUUUGUAAAUCCCUGUACACGGAGGGGACGGAGGCGCGGAUCCACCGGCUGUCCCUCCGUGCACCCCCUCC